AAACUACCAGAAAAGCAGCGUGGAAUAAAACAGGACAGUGUUUUCUCGUGUACGUAUGUGUGAAGAUAAAACCCUGAAAAUAAUAGCGUAUAUUUAUGCUUUGGUAACAAAGCUACUUUAAGCAGAUCUCUUGUAAUUAAGUCGCAACAUCACAAACGUCAGCGUAUUGUAAGAAGUCAUAAAACGAUGUGCUUGGUGAUUUCCUAAGCGGCUCGGUAGGUUAUCUUAGGGUUUUUUUUCCUAGGGGCUGAAUGCUUUUCUGGUCAGCAUGGCGUUGGUACCGUACGAUGAGAAUUUAGUGCCUGGUCUGUCUAAACUUCACAAGUCUUCUGCCGAGUUCGAGUUUGCGGACCACAGACUCCGACUAGCUCAGGACUGGAGUGGCCUUGGUGUCGCGGGGGUCAUCUGGGACGCGGCAGUAGUGCUGUGCAUGUACCUGGAGCUGGCUCCUGUCAAUCUGAAGGGGAGGACAGCCAUUGAGCUGGGGGCAGGCACUGGACUUGUGGGCAUUGUGGCCACCCUGCUUGGAGGCAAUGUUACAAUCACAGACAGGAAACCUGCGCUAGAGUUACUCAGGGACAAUGUGAAAGAAAACAUUCCUUCAGACCUGCAAGGAGCAGUGCAGGUAUCUGAGCUCACCUGGGGCGAGGGGCUAGAGCACUAUCCCUCGGGCGGCUACGAUCUCAUCCUCGGGGCCGACAUCAUUUACCUGGAGGAGACGUUCCCUGCUCUCCUCCGGACCCUGGAGCACCUGAGCUCAAUGGAGUCGGAGCUUCUGCUGUCGUGCCGCAUCCGCUAUGAGCGAGACAAGCGCUUCCUGCGUCUCCUGGAGAGUCUCUUCUCCGUGCAGGAGGUGCACUACAAUGAGCAGAGGGACAUUCACAUCUACAGGGCUGUGAGGCUCAAGGGGAAGACUGAGCUGUGAGGCUCAGAAUGAUGCGCUCUAUUAGAAAAUCAAAUUUAGGAGCCCACACGGUCUAGUUGAUAUAAUGGUAACAAGGUGUUUUUUUGUUUGUUCGUUUAUUUGCCCCGUGAAUAUCUACAAUGACACUUGAAAUAGUUUGCUAAGUGCAAAUGUUGCCUGGCCUUGAUACACUGAUCUUUGAUCCUUUAAAUCUUUGCAGUAUGAUUGUUAACCAUAGACUGUGUCUAAAUCGGUGUUGUGUUAAAACUGUUCAUUAUUAUUAUAGUCACCAGCGCUCCUGGGGUUUUGCCUUUUUGCUGUUUUCACCUGCCAACCCACAUCUGUCACACCUGCUGUAGCUAAUCAAGAUCUGAAUGCAGUAGUGGUGUGAAUCGGGUGUAGUGGGCUGGGUUUGAAACGCCUGUACAGAGUGGAAGGUCUCAGCAGGCAUGCUGCAGCAUUUUUAGCAGUCAAAGCUCUCAAUUCUUGUGCGCGUGUGGUUUUGUAUUCUGGUUCACCACCAGAUUCCCAAAUGUCAGAAGUGAGAAAAGAAAACUGUUGGACCGGCUCUCACCCAGACAGUAGCGGGCAGCCUUUUAAGACAUCACUGACCAUUACCCUGUGUUAUGCUUUACUGCUGCAGUCUGAGGUUCAUAGACGUGCUUGCAGAACCCCAGGUCUCAUUCUCUCUGUUUAAAACCUAAUCUCAUCAAGGUCUUUAUUAACAUUUGAAAAUGGUUGGCUCUAACUCCUGCAAGGCACUAGGGGGAAAAACAUGUCUACUGGAGUUCUGUUAAAGGAUCGGACAAGGUUUUGAUUUUUAUUUAAUCUUAAAAUUCUGAUCCUACGUCACUCUCUUUGAUGAGACAUAAGUUGUAUGUAGAAUCGCUACAUGCAGGGUUACUACACAAGGGCUCUGUUGAGUUAAAUUGAUCCCUUUCUCGUUUGGUCACUGUCUGCUCAUAUGUACUAACUUUAAUGCAAAGAAGUCACCAUUUGUGCAUUUCCAAUAGUUAAUAGGAGCCAAGACUUAAAUGUUUUCUUUCUACACACACCCUGAACCCAUGUGUCUAUCAGGUCAUGCCAUUUAUGCUCAUGUAGUAGAGCAUUUUGGGGGUUUCCUACAACUGAUGCCAGAGAAAGUCAGCAUGAUUUUUAACCCAUCUGUUCAAGGCCGUGCCUGAAUAUCUAUCCUACUUGGGCCUGCUGCAGUGGCAGUCCAGGUCUGGCCCGGUCCAGUCUGGAUCAGGAGGACUGAAGUCUGGCCCGGUGUGAUAUCCCCACUAACACACCAGCUGAAUCUAAUAAUCAGCUGAUGAGUUGGGGCAGGAGCACUUGAGCAGGGGAAUCUCUGAACCGUGUGGAACAGGGCACUCCUUUUCAGACAGAGGACCGCGAUGAGCAAGUGAGUCUCAAACGCGUCUGUCAUUUUCUUAUAGCCAUUCAACUAGUGAAAGAAUGUGGCCCAGCUCCUCAGUCACUCUCCGAAAUGAUUCUCAGUAACGAUGCUGUUGGGUUAUAUGUGAAAUCCAUAUUUAGGGAAGAUUGGCCUACAGUAUUGUAAAGUAAAUUAUACUUUACUACAUUGUGAAUUAAAAUGCCCACAGAUCA
Molecule: messenger RNA, 2515 nt
Organism: Electrophorus electricus (electric eel)
Lineage: Eukaryota; Metazoa; Chordata; Actinopteri; Gymnotiformes; Gymnotidae
Gene: mettl21a
Product: methyltransferase 21A, HSPA lysine
Cellular component (GO): protein-containing complex; cytosol
Source: RefSeq, a predicted model, not a curated record